CGGUCCUGGGAACCGGGUUUCCCCGGCGUAGGUUCCGGAAGAGCUCGGUUCUCUGAGCCGAGCGUGCAGUGCAGCCCGGGCUUCUGUGGCCUCUGGGGCCAAGUGCUUUGUUCCCGGCUAGUUGUUGCUCCUGCGCGCGCAGAGAAGCCCAAGUACUGGUGUCGCGCGCGCCAGGGACCCGCGAGGGCUGGGCACAGGGUGUGAGCGCUGCAGCCGCAGCUCUAGAGCUCGUGCGCCCUGCGCAGCCUGGGGCAUCCCAGGCAGCUGCGGCUCCCGUGCGGUCCCUACGAGGAGGUCGCCCCAGCGACUGCCAAGGCGGUGCGAUGGUGGGCCUGCCCGGGAGCCCGGGAAGGGAAAGCGGAAGCCACGCGCCCGGCCGGUGACCCGGAGGACCCGGCGCCUCGCCCCGGCUGCCCGCAGCACCCGCGCCUGCCCUCGGCUGCCAGUCCCGCGGCACCCGGCGCGCCGAGACCAUGGCCAUCGCCCACCUGGCCACGGAGUACGUGUUCUCGGACUUCUUGCUAAAGGAGCCCACCGAGCCCAAAUUCAAGGGGCUGCGGCUGGAGCUAGCGGUGGACAAGAUGGUCACAUGCAUCGCCGUGGGUCUGCCUCUGCUGCUCAUCUCGCUGGCCUUCGCUCAGGAGAUCUCCAUCGGUACACAGAUAAGCUGCUUCUCCCCAAGUUCUUUCUCCUGGCGACAGGCUGCCUUUGUGGAUUCAUACUGCUGGGCUGCUGUGCAGCAGAAGAGCUCCCUGCAAAACGAGUCUGGAAACCUCCCACUGUGGCUGCACAAGUUCUUCCCCUACAUCCUGCUGCUGUUUGCCAUACUCCUGUACCUGCCCACGCUGUUCUGGCGCUUCGCAGCAGCUCCGCAUCUCUGCUCAGACCUGAAGUUUAUCAUGGAGGAACUUGACAAAGUCUACAACCGUGCCAUCAAGGCUGCCAAGAGCGCUCGGGACUUGGACCUGAGAGACGGACCUGGACCGCCAGGAGUGAAUGAGAAUGUGGGGCAAAGUCUGUGGGAGAUAUCUGAAAGCCACUUCAAGUACCCAAUUGUGGAGCAGUACUUGAAGACAAAGAAGAGCUCUAGUCAUUUAAUCAUGAAAUACAUUAGCUGCCGGCUGGUGACAUUUGCAGUCAUACUGCUGGCAUGUGUCUACUUGGGCUAUUACUUCAGCCUCUCCUCACUAUCAGACGAGUUUCUGUGCAGCAUCAAAUCGGGCGUCCUGAGAAAUGACAGCACCAUUCCCGAUCGCUUCCAGUGCAAGCUCAUUGCUGUCGGCAUCUUCCAGCUGCUCAGCUUCAUUAACCUCAUGGUGUAUGCUCUGCUGGUUCCUGUGGUCAUCUACACACUGUUCGUCCCGUUCCGGCAGAAGACAGAUGUUCUCAAAGUAUAUGAAAUCCUGCCCACCUUCGAUGUUCUACAUUUCAAGUCUGAAGGCUACAACGACUUGAGCCUCUACAACCUCUUUCUGGAAGAGAACAUAAGUGAGCUCAAAUCAUACAAGUGUCUUAAGGUGCUGGAGAACAUUAAAAGCAAUGGGCAGGGCAUCGACCCCAUGCUGCUCCUGACCAACCUAGGCAUGAUCAAGAUGGACGUCAUGGAUGGGAAGACUCCCAUGUGCUCAGAGAUCAAGGGAGAGGACCAGGGCAGCCAGAUGGUGGAGUUCAAAGAUUUGGACCUGAGCAGUGACACUACAACAAACAUUGGAGAGAAGAACUCUCGACAGAGACUUCUGAAUUCAUCAUGCUAAUGGUUUCAUUCUUGACUUUCAAGUCCGUGACUUCUGCGGCUGAAGCACCCCUGUUGGGUCUGUAGCUAGUUUGCAGUAAAUGUUUUUGGUAGUGAUGUGAUGUGUGUUUUACCAGGCCCUAAUAGAUAUAAUGGCCAAUAGUGUAAAGGAAGAAUGGAUUAGGAAUGUCCCAUAAGACAAAAUAUGGAAAUGAGUAAGUGGGCUUUGCCCGAAGUCCUCAUUGAAAGGCUAUUAAGAGCACAGCCUUCUAGCACUUCGGAGAAACACCGUUCUAGACUGUCAGGGUUGUAAGACCUGGAACUUCUGGAGAGCAAGCACUUUGGGGAUGUCUUGUUUUAUGAGAUAAUAAUAAACAUGUCAGGAUUUAAUUUAAUAAUGCCCUCUGUGUGCACUUACUGGCUGUUGAAUAAGAAAAGCACUCGCUGGCCUACCAGCAGUGUUGGCCUGUGCAUGGCAGCAUCCUAAAUUGGGUGUACCUGGUGUCUCAGCUCUUGCACUUGCAAACUCUCCUAUCACUUGCCAGCCUCAGCUAACUGUUGUCCUUGACCACUGCUCCCUGCCCUUUGACCUCUGCAAGGACAGCAGGCUGAGGCAGUGCUGCUGAAGCCAGCUAAGGAGGCAGAGUUAUAGUGCAUCGGCUCGUGCCGUGGUGACUCUCAGAAGGAAGGCUUCAGAAACAUCCCAGUGGGAAAUCGAAUUUAGAGGUUUUUGGUAGAUGUCAUCAAGACAUCUGAGACAGGAGUACCACAUUUUACUGAAGAACACUGACAGAUCACAGGGAAGGACACUGCCCAAUGUGAGCCGAACAUGGAGCUGACAAAAGAGUGACCUUUGCCAUGAGUUUGGAGACAGAUUGUUUAUAUUUAAGCACAGCUUUUUAAAUUUUGCAGAUUAACUUGUAUAAUUGGGGUAAUUUGAGAAGAACAUUCCUAGCAUUAAUAAGAAUUACAGAAUAAAUUAUACACAUGGGUGGUUAGGACUGAUAUAAGCAUUGGUUUGUAAACAGUUUUUAAUUUUUGUGACAUGGUCUCGCUUUGUAACAAAGCUCAGCCUGUCCUUGGAAUUGCGUCAGUUUUCCCCGAUGAGCCUCCCAAGUGUCGGGAUCACAGGUGUGAAUCACAGGCCUGGCUUUAUAAAACAUUCUUGCUGAUUUAGCAUUUGUUAAAGCCCCUUCACGUUCUUACUGCGUGAACAUGCUGUACGUUCACACUUUAUAUAAAAACUCUUUAGUCUGUAGACUUUCCCAUUCUUAACACGUUGUUUAAAUGAAAGUCCUCGGGAACUGCCCAGUUUGCUUUUAGCUAAUCUUAGGGACAGUUGUUCACCUAAUCUAAUUGCUUUUUGGUGAAGCCAGAAGUUAGGUAAGUGGCUAUCUGCCUUACCUAACGUAGAGAAAAGCAGAUUUUGCUUGUACUUCCCUGGCAGUUUCUGAGUUGGAAAGCUCAUAUAAAUACCAAGAGUGCACUGGGGCCUUUGAAUGGCACUGUUCCAUGAUACUUCUUUCUGCUGAGUGUUGAGUUAUGGUAUGACUGAGACCUGGUAACUAAGAAACUGAUUUUGUAUAUUUUUAUAUUGCUGUGUCGGAGACAUUUUAUUACAAUUCGCUACAGUGUG
Molecule: messenger RNA, 3368 nt
Organism: Cricetulus griseus (Chinese hamster)
Lineage: Eukaryota; Metazoa; Chordata; Mammalia; Rodentia; Cricetidae
Source: RefSeq, a predicted model, not a curated record